Messenger RNA from Otolemur garnettii (small-eared galago), 858 nucleotides. Its product is annotated as putative vomeronasal receptor-like protein 4. The record is from RefSeq and is a predicted model, not a curated record. Gene Ontology annotation, biological process: G protein-coupled receptor signaling pathway. Gene Ontology annotation, molecular function: pheromone receptor activity. Gene Ontology annotation, cellular component: membrane. Lineage: Eukaryota; Metazoa; Chordata; Mammalia; Primates; Galagidae.
AUGAUCAUGUCACCAUUAGAAGAUGCCUUAUAUUUCCAAGCUGGAAUCAGACUCACAGCCAACACAUUCCUACUUUUCUUCCAUAUCUUCACAUUCAUUCUGGAGCACAGGCCACAGUUCAACAACCUCAUCACCUGUCACUUGGCUUUUAUUCAUGUCAUCUUACUUCUCAUCACUGUGUUCUUGGUGUCCCCAUACCUAUUUGAGUCUCUACAUUUUCAGAAUGACUUCAAGUGUAGAGCAUUCUUCUACCUGAACAGAGCGAUGAGGGGCCUCUCCAUCUGCACCACCUGCCUCCUGAGUAUGUUCCAGGCCAUCACCAUCACCCUCAGCACCUCCUGCUUGGUGAGGUUUAAACAGAAAUUUACAAAUAAUAUUAUUCAUUUUUUUCUCUUCCUAUGGUUCCUCAACUGGUCUUUGAGUAGUAACCUGAUCUUCUUCACUGUGGCUUCUUCCAGUGUGACCCUGACUAAUGUGACAACUGUUAGUAAGUACUGCUCACUUUCCUCCGUAAGCUACAUCAUCAGCAACCUGUCUUCUGUACUGCUGAUAUUCGCAAAUGUCUUCUUUGUAGGAACCAUGCUGCUCUCAAGGACAUACAUGGUAAUUGUAUUGUGCAGGCAUCAGAAACACUCCCAGCACCUUCACAGAAUCAGCCUUUCCUCAAAAGACUCCCCAGAGAAAAGGGCCACCCAGACCAUCCUACUGUUGGUGAGCUUCUUUGUGGCCAUGUACUGGGUGGACUUGAGCGUCUCAUCCUCUUCAAGCCUGCUAAGCAGAUAUGACCCAGUUGUUCUGAGUGUCCAGAGUGGGCAAUGUCUAUGCCACUGUCAGUCCAUUAGUGCUCCUCAGCUCUAA